AUGCAAUCACUAGUUUCAUCGGCUAGAUUUCCUUCAGCUUCCAUUUUACAUAAGAAGAAGUCUUCAGAUUUUCAUAGUCUUAAUUCUAAUUUGACUAGAGUGCAAUCUCCGUCUGGGAAUAAAAUGAAUUAGGCAUUUGGUCGAUGUCAGACAAUGAAAACUUUGAAUAGUGAAAGAGACCCAGUUGAGAUUACAAUCUCAUUAAUUUUAAAUGGCCAGAAAUUUAUUGUGCCCAUCAGCAUUUACUAAAACACCACUGAUUUAUAUAAGAAAUUAAUUGCAAAGGUACUACAAGUGAAUCCAUCUAUUGUAAAUAAAAUAAAACACUUUCAAACACACUCUAGCGUUAAGAAUUACAACAUUGAUUACUACUUAUCACUUGAACUUAAGCCGUUAGAAGUAUUUGAAGAAUAAAGACAUUUGAAAUUAGAACCUUAUUACUCAAACCCAGUUGGCAAUCAAAUGAGUAUCGAAGAUUACGAUAUACUGAAAUGUAUAGGUGUAGGUGGAUUUUCAAGAGUAUAUUUGGUGAGAAAGAGAGACAAUGGAUUAUUUUAUGCAAUGAAACUCAUUGACAAAAACUUCAUAUUAAAGUCUAAUAAGGAAAUAAUUAUUUGUAAUGAAAAGUAUGUUAUGGAACAUUUAAACUCGCAAUAUUUGGCUAAAUUAUUCUAUUCUUUUGAAACAAAAUUCUAUCUUGUUUUUGUGAUGGAAUAUUGUGCAGGAGGUGAACUAUUUUUUCAUUUGAGAAAAUGGAAAAGAUUGACAGAACCAUUAGCAAAGCAAUAUUUUGUUUAGGUUUGUUUAGCAAUCAACGAGUUGCACAAAUUCGGAAUCGUCUAUAGAGAUAUCAAACCAGAAAAUAUAUUAUUAGAUUUAGAUGGGUAUAUAAGACUAUCAGAUUUCGGUUUAUCUAAGCCGAAUAUGAACAGAGAUGAGACAGCCUAUUCAUUUUGUGGAUCACCUGAAUAUAUGUCUCCAGAGAUGUUAAAGAGAGAAGGACAUAAUUUUAUGGUGGAUAUUUAUUGUUUAGGUGCAUUACUCUAUGAAUUUAUAUUCGGAUCACCUCCUUUUUAUUGCAGGAACAUCGACUAAAUUUAUAAUAGUAUUUUAAAUGAUAAAGUUUAAUUCCCUCCCUUUAAAGAUAUCAAUCCAGACCUUAAGGACUUGAUUUCUAGUUUAUUGAUAAAAGAUCCAUCCAAACGGUUGGGAGCAUAGGAUGGAAUAAGAGCAAUUUUAUAGCACAGAUGGUUUUAAGGUUGCGACAUUGAAGCUUUAGUGAAAAGAAGAUGCGAGAUCAGUUAUAAACCGAUGCCAUUAAAGUAUAAUUUUGAUGAAAUGGAAUUCAGCAAAGGGGAUAAUGAAUUUUUGAAAAGGCUCUAUGAUAAUCUGAGAUUAGAAAAAUAGGGUAAAUUUACUCGUUCAUUUCCUCAUUUUGAAUAUACUAAUAAAAGAAUGAUAGAUUACAGACAGGUUAUUCUAGACCAAUUAACAAAAUCAAGUCAGAUUUAAGGAUAAUAAGGAUUGCCAAAGAAGUAAUAGAAGACUCAAAUAUGUGUAUCGCCAGUAUCUUAAGUGAAGGAACAUUCAAACAUUUUAAAAUUGAUUUCGGGAUCAUUCAAGUAAUCGUCUCAGGGUAAAAGGUUCAAUACAGAUACAGACCUCAUUCAAUUGAUGAAGUAAGUGUGA
Paramecium tetraurelia is the source of this 1689-nucleotide messenger RNA. RefSeq lists its product as uncharacterized. Gene Ontology annotation, biological process: protein phosphorylation. NCBI's taxonomy places the organism in Eukaryota, Ciliophora, Oligohymenophorea, Peniculida, Parameciidae. Gene Ontology annotation, molecular function: ATP binding; protein serine/threonine kinase activity. The transcript is spliced from 5 exons. The record is from RefSeq and is a predicted model, not a curated record.